Messenger RNA from Phytophthora nicotianae INRA-310, 789 nucleotides. RefSeq lists its product as hypothetical. NCBI's taxonomy places the organism in Eukaryota, Oomycota, Peronosporomycetes, Peronosporales, Peronosporaceae. Gene Ontology annotation, cellular component: BLOC-1 complex; transport vesicle; extrinsic component of membrane. Gene Ontology annotation, biological process: intracellular transport. The record is from RefSeq and is a predicted model, not a curated record. The transcript has 4 exons. The coding region runs from base 1 to 789 and encodes 262 amino acids.
AUGGCGGAUAUCCACGGCGGUCGAGUGCUCGCAGGUGAAGACAGCGAAGAGGACGACGAAGAUGAGGAAGAAAUGAGUUUCCAGUUCAACGGCUUCGGCUCACAGUCGGCGUCGGCGCCUCGCUUUGCUGUUCCCACGGUCGUAGCACCAUCAGUAGGUGCUGAAGGCGAGGAGGACGAAGAGAGUGACGAAGAAAACGGUGAUGCGGAAUUUAUGGUGACAGAAGUAGAGAAGGAGGAGAAAGGGGAAGAGCUAGACAAAAAUCACGAGAAGGAAAAGCAGGUCAACAACGAGGAGGUGGAGACCUCAAAGACUAAACAGACAACUGAGGAAGAUACAGAAACGACAGUGGAGAAGCAGGAGCUGUGGAAAGUGGAUGAAUCAAUAAACGGCAUUGAGGUCAUGGGCAACGCCUUCGUUGGCACGGUGCAGCCCUCGCUGGACGCGACGAUCCACCGGAUAGCCGAGUUGAAGGAGAGUCAGCGGCGACUGCUAAAGAUGUUGGUGGAACAGAACGCUGGGCUUCAGUCGAACAAGCAGCUAGAGGAUGCGGCGGUGGUGCUGGAGAAGCUGCCGUUCUACGCGAAGAAGUUGCAAGGGAUUAAGCUGGCGAUGCAAGAGAUCUCGGCUUGUACAGAGAAAAUGAAGCGACGUGCUGAUAGUCUUCGCAUCGAUGCGCAAUCCUAUGCGAUUAAGAAAGAGAAUAAGCGAGACGUGCAGUCGCAGUGGAACAAAUUGUAUGCUGCCAAGAACGCUCCAAGCUCCGGGGCGUCUUCCAGUCAGUCUUAA